This is a messenger RNA of Cornus florida, 3331 nucleotides long. RefSeq names its product histone-lysine N-methyltransferase, H3 lysine-9 specific SUVH5-like. Gene Ontology annotation, cellular component: nucleus. Bases 187 to 3132 code for a protein of 981 amino acids. The record is from RefSeq and is a predicted model, not a curated record. The transcript is spliced from 2 exons. Gene Ontology annotation, molecular function: histone methyltransferase activity; zinc ion binding; protein binding. NCBI's taxonomy places the organism in Eukaryota, Viridiplantae, Streptophyta, Magnoliopsida, Cornales, Cornaceae.
CUCUCUCUCUAGAGCUCACACUUUGGUUGUGACAAAACCCUCGCAGCAAAAAUAUCAACCAUGAAUCGCUAAUACAUCCAUUUCACUCACUCGACUCACCAUUGAAUAUUCCUCUCAAGAAACAAUCAUAACUCAAAACUCGCACCAGUAACCAAACGGUAAAUUUUGUUGUUGGGGGUAUAGAGAAUGGUGCUUUUGUUGAAUGGUGGUCUAUCUGAUGGGAAUUCCAGAAAGCGGAAACUGGAAAAUGGCUGUUGCUCGUCUUCUAGUGUUUCGGAGUUCAGGUAUAUGCCCCGGAGGGUUUUGUGCAUUCGUGAUUAUCCUCCGGGGUGUGGGCCAAAUGCUCCGCCGAUUAAUUUGAGGCAAGAGGAAAAUGUGGUGGCAUUGGUUUGUAAGAAGGAGAAUUUGGAGGAUGGUGAAAUGAGGGCUGACGUUGUAGUGUCUGAUUGUGUUCGGGUUGAGUUCCAGUCUCGUGAAGUGUUGAAAAGUCAAAUUCGGCCAGAAAUGGCUGAAUCAUCAGCUGGUUUGGUGGGGAAGGUGGUGGAUACGACGAUGGUUGGUGAGGAUGAGAAAAUUUCAACAAAUAUGGAGGUAGUGGGAGUUGGGUUGCCGAAAAAUUUAGAAUGUCUUUCACCAGAAUUGGUGGAGGAGUUGCUUGAGAUGGCGUAUCAGGCCCUGUUGAAGAGGGAUGAUGCAACAGAAAACGAAGCUGUGUCGGUGGCUAGGGCAAAAAAGUUGUCUCUGCAGCAGCGGUCUAUUGGUAAUGCCAAUGUUUCAGAGGAGACUGUCCUGAAAUCAAAUUAUCUGCGAAGAAGAGUUUUGGUUAUCCGUGAUUACCCUCCAUUUUGUGGAAGGAAUGUUCCAUGCUCAAAUGAGAAAGAGCGCCGGAGGUUUGUUUUGAGAAGCAAGAGUUUUGGUAGCACAGACAGGGCUGCUGCAAAAUGCAGGCCAUUGACGGAGACACUGGGGACUGCAAGGGCUAGCAUCGUAGAAUCAAAAAGGAAUGUUCGAGAUGGGAAUGCUCAGAAGAAUGAAUCGAGAGGAACUGUGCCUGAGCCAAGAAAAAAGUUCCAGGCAGGAAUUAAAAAGAAUACCGUGGAUGUAAGAGAUUCAUUUAGGAAAGUGCCGAAGGAGAUUAUGGUUCACUCAUAUGACAAAAGUCCUAAGCGAAGGGUUUUGGGUGAUCAUGUUGGUUUGGGAUGUGGAGUGGACAGGGUGAUUAGGCAAGGUCUGAUGGCUUCACCAAAUAGUCUGUGGAAGCAGGGGAAAGGGGCUUCAAAAACUAGCCUAGAGGGUGGUAUGAGCCGAAGCAAAUUAAAGAAGCAGGAUUUCACCAGGCGAGAGAAGUCUAGAAUUGUUGUUACGAAAAAUAAGUAUGAAGCAGGUUCUUCGAGAGGAAAUUCUUUGAAGGGGAAAUCAAUGUUUGCUGGGAAGGCAGCUUAUGAAGGCAGAGGUGCACUACCUGUCUGGGAUGAGGAAUAUUUUGUUGUUCAUGAUGAUGAGCAGCACAACGAUUCUCAGCUGCAUGAUUUUGAUGUACGUCUGCCUCGCUGUUAUGGUUCAAGUGCUUCAAAUAGCUGUGAUGCCCGAAGCAAAGUGAGGGAAACACUAUUUCACUUCCAAACAUAUUGUAGGAAGCUCUUACGAAAGGAAGAAGCAAAGUUGAGGCAGAGCAAUAGGAUUGAUAUUGAAGCAAUGGAUAUUGUUAAGAAAAAAGGAAAAGAACUUAACACUUAUAAACAAAUGCUGGGACCAGUUCCAGGAGUUGAGGUGGGCGAUGAGUUCCAGUACAGGGUGGAGCUUGUUCUUGUUGGCGUGCAUCACCUGUACCAGCCUGGUAUAGAUUACAUGACUUCCAGGACUGGAGAGAUAAUUGCAAUUAGUAUUGUUGCUUCAGGGGGUUAUGAUGAUGAUCUGGACAAUGCUGAUGUCUUAAUAUACUCUGGACAAGGAGGAAAUUCAGUAGGUCACAAUAAGCAACCUGAAGACCAGAAACUUGUAAGAGGAAACUUGGCUUUGAAGAACAGUAUAUCGGAGAAGAAUCCAGUGCGAGUGAUCCGUGGAUCUAGAGAGACAAAGGCCUCUGACUCAUCAAAUGCAAGAGCUAAGAUGGUUAUGACAUACACUUACGAUGGCCUGUACAUUGUAAAGAGGUACUGGCAGGAACCCGGACCUCGUGGUAACCUGGUUUAUAAGUUUGAAUUGACAAGAAUUCCAGGCCAACCAGAGCUUGCCUGGAAGGAAGUGAAAAAUUCAAAAAAAUGUAAAAUCCGGAAGGGCCUUUGUGUUGAUGAUAUAUCAGGAGGGAAAGAGCCAUUUCCUAUUUGUGCUGUGAACUCAAUAGACAAUGAGAAACCCCCACCGUUCAGAUACACGACCAGGAUGAUGUAUCCUGACUGGUACCGCCCUAAUCCUCCCAAGGGUUGUGACUGUACCGAUGGAUGCUUGGAUCCUGAAAAAUGCUUGUGUGCAGUAAAGAAUGGGGGAGAGAUCCCAUACAACCAUAAUGGAGCUAUUGUGGAAGUGAAGUCUCUUGUCUAUGAGUGUGGUCCUUCUUGCAAAUGCCCUCCUUCUUGUUGUAACAGAGUCAGCCAGCAUAAAACUAAAAUUCAGCUUGAAAUUUUCAAAACAGAGUUAAGGGGCUGGGGUGUUAGAUCCCUAACUUCUAUUCCUUCUGGAAGUUUUAUAUGUGAGUAUACUGGAGAGCUUCUUGAUGACAAGGAAGCUGAUCAAAGAACCGAUUAUGAUGAGUAUUUGUUUGAUAUUGGGCAUAACAAAAAUGACUGCUCUCUAGGUGAUGGAACUCAAACUCUCAAGCCUGACGCACAAUCAAGUUUUAGCGAGGUUGACGAGGAUGUUGGCUACACCAUCGAUGCAGCACAGUAUGGAAAUGUGGGGAGGUUCAUCAACCACAGUUGCUCUCCUAAUCUUUAUGCUCAGGAUGUCCUUUAUGAUCAUGAUGACAAGCGAAUGCCCCAUAUAAUGCUCUUUGCUGCGGAUAAUAUUCCUGCCUUACAGGAGCUGAGUUACGAUUACAAUUAUACUGUAAAUCAGAUUCGUGAUUCCAGUGGAAAUAUCAAGAAGAAGAUAUGCUAUUGUGGUUCAACAGUGUGUACUGGAAGGAUGUAUUGACGCCAUUUGUAAUAGAUGACGUUUAGUAUCUCGCUGAACAGGGAUCCUUUGUUUCUCAAUUUGAGUUUCUUUCUCAAUACUUAAGGAUGUAUUGACGCCAUUUGUAAUAGAUGAAGUUUAGUAUCUCGCUGAACAGGGAUCCUUUGUUUCUCAAUUUGAGUUUCUUUCUCGAUACUUGACAUCAUUUGCCUUUGCAUGC